This is a messenger RNA of Eruca vesicaria subsp. sativa (arugula), 2121 nucleotides long. NCBI's taxonomy places the organism in Eukaryota, Viridiplantae, Streptophyta, Magnoliopsida, Brassicales, Brassicaceae. The record is from the annotation of a GenBank genome assembly.
AUGGAGAGCAGGAAAGGCGAAUCUUCUAACAUGGGAUACAAGUUCGCCGGAGUUAGCAUUGACGACGGAAAAUCUAAGCCGGUGAUAUCCACCGGGAGAGACAUGAUUAAGUUUGUGUUGUUGGUCACAACCGUGACACUUUCUUGCCUAUUGUUCUACACAUCUGCAAAUAAUCCACUCAACAUGGUGUUUCCAUGGAAGACCGAUUGUUAUUCUUCAAAAACCAUUAACGAGACUUCCUUAGAAACGGUGCAAAAGAGAGAACCGGUUUCAGAACUAGAGAGAGUACUGAUGAAUGCUGCUAUGGAGGAUAAGACAGUGAUCAUCACAGCGUUGAACCAAGCAUGGGCCAAACCAAACUCAACUUUCGACGUGUUUCGAGAGAGUUUUAAAGCCGGAAUAGAAACAGAGAGGCUAUUGAAACACGUCAUCGCGGUUUGCUUGGAUCAACAUGCAUACGAUCGGUGCAUAGAGGUUCACCCCCAUUGCUACUUGAUCAAUGCAACAGAUUCAGACCAGCUCUCUGGUCCAAACCGGUUUAUGACGCCUGGUUAUUUGAAACUCAUUUGGCGGCGAAUGGAUCUUCUUAGGGAAGUUCUUGGAUUAGGAUACAACUUCAUCUUCACGGAUGCAGAUAUCUUGUGGCUUCGAGAUCCAUUUCCCCGGUUCUUCCCAGACGCUGACUUUCAGAUAACGUGCGACGACUACAACGGAAAGCCAUCAGACAAGAAUAACCACGUGAACUCGGGAUUCACAUACGUCAAAGCAAACAACAAAACGUUAAGUUUUUACAAGUACUGGAUCAGAUCGAGUCGAAAGUUCCCUGGAAAACACGAUCAAGAUGUGUUCAACCUCAUAAAAAACAAACAGUUCGUCGUGAAACUUGGAAUCAAGAUUAGGUUCUUUGACACGGUUUACUUUGGAGGGUUUUGCCAGCCGAGCAGGGACAUCAACGUGGUCAAUACAAUGCAUGCUAAUUGUUGUAUUGGUUUGGACAACAAAGUGAAUAACCUAAAGGCUGCUCUUGAAGACUGGAAACGAUAUGUAUCGUUGAAUACGACCCUGUCCGAGACUAAAUGGAAUAUUCCACCAAAGUUGGUAUCUACCGGAAGAGACAUGGUUAAAGUCGUGUUGCUGGUCACGACCGUGACACUUUCUUGCCUAUUGUUCAUCAAAUCUGUAAAUAAUCCACUCAACACGGUGUCUCUAUGGAAGACCGAUUGUUAUUCUUCAAAAACCAUUAACGAGACCUCCUUAGAAACGGUGCAAAAGAAGGAACCGGUUUCAGAAUUAGAGAGAGUACUGAAUAAUGCGGCCAUGGAGGAUAAUACAGUGAUCAUCACAGCGUUAAACCAAGCAUGGGCGAAACCAAACUCAAGUUUCGACGUGUUUCUAGAGAGUUUUAAAGCCGGUAUAGGAACAGAGAGACUACUGAAACACGUGAUCGCGGUUUGCUUGGAUAAACAUGCAUACGAUCGGUGCCUAGAGGUUCAUCCUCAUUGCUACUUGAUUAACUCCACAGAUUCAGACCAACUCUCCGGUCCAAACGGGUUUAUGUCGCCUGGUUACUUGAAACUCAUUUGGCGGCGAAUGGAUCUUCUUAGAAAUGUUCUUCGAUUAGGAUACAACUUCAUCUUCACGGAUGCAGAUAUUUUAUGGCUUCGAGAUCCCUUUCCCCGGUUCUUCCCAGACGCCGACUUUCAGAUAUCAUGCGAUUAUUACAAUGGAAGGCCAACAGACAAGAAUAAUCUCGUGAAUUCCGGAUUCACAUACGUCAAAGCAAACAACAAGACGUUAAAAUUCUACAAAUUUUGGAUCAAAUCAAGUCAAAAGUUCCCCGGAAAACACGAUCAAGAUGUGUUCAACCAAAUAAAAGCCGGCCAGUUCGCCAUGAAACUUGGAAUCAGCAUUAGGUACUUGGACACGGUUUACUUUGGAGGGUUUUGCCAGCCGAGCCGGGACAUUAACGUGGUCAAUACAAUGCAUUCUAAUUGCUGUCUUGGUUUGGACAGAAAAGUAAUUAAUCUAAAGGCUGCUCUUGAAGAUUGGAAACAAUAUGUAUUGUUGAAUACGACCGUGUCCGAGACUAAAUGGAAUAUUCCACCAAGGUGUGGUUUUUAA